AUGGCCGAGGAAAACCGGCCUCUUCUGGAUGGGCAAUCCAGCCCCCCCGAACGAUACCCAGAUAGGGCAUCCACCGAACAGCAGAGACCAUCAUAUGAGCUAUCUACAGAAUCAACGCCCCUUCUACAUCGCCGUGAGGAUGGAUUAACUGUUUAUGGGACUGAGCAAAGACUAUCUCGGUCCCCUUCAGUCGCUUCCCGAAGGUCGUAUGAAGACGGCCCCACCAAGAAGCCGAGCUACGUACGAUGGCCGACGGUGAUAUCACUCGCCAUUUUAACAGCAUGUGUCCUGACUAUAUUGGCACUUGCAUUUGCUGCCCCGGCGGUGGUGAAAGAGUAUGCGCAACAAGCCGCGGUUUUCAACCCAACCGCCGUUUCGAUUGAUUCUACGACCUCCGAUGGCAUUCGCGCCCGGGUCCAAGGCGAUUUCGUGAUGGACUCAGGUCGUGUAAAGAACAAGGCGGUUCGAAACCUUGGUCGAUUUGCGACAUGGAUUGCCAGGGAGGUUGAGACUGGCCCGUCAGAUGUUGAAGUGUACCUUCCGGAGUAUGGGAAUGUCCUUGUUGGACGUGCAGCAGUGCCCUCCAUCAAGUGCAGUAUCCGCAAUGGCUAUCAUACUCAUGUUGACUUUCUCACUGAUUUAGAAGCGGGUGAUAUUCGAGGCAUUCAUGCAAUUGCUAUUGAUUGGAUUGAGGGGAGAUUGGGCCGCCUUAAUGUUAAGGGCAAAGCUACAUUGCAUCUGAAAUCAGGCUUGAUUGCCCUGGGAACUCAAGUGCUAACAGACAACAUAAUAUUUGAAGAGAAAGACUUCCCUGCUCUACCGGAGAUCGAUAUUCUCAAGUUGAAUGUACAUGAUGCGAAGAAUGGGGCUAUGGCGGUAGAUGUUUUAUUGGAGUCUCUGGUUAACUCCCCUGUCGCCCUUACCGUUCCUGCUCUCGGGUUCGACAUCCUAGUACCAAAUUGUACACCAGGAGAUCCAUAUAUCCGGGUGGCGUCUGCGAAGACGGCUGAGAUCGAGGUCCACCCCGGCCAAGCAACUCCAGUCGGUGUUGAUGGUCUUAUCGAAAAUCUCCCAGAUGAACUGACCUCUAAAUGCCCGGGAGGCGAGGGGUCCCCUCUGGAUUUCUUGGUGUCCAGUUAUGUACAGGGUCUCGAGACAACAAUUUAUGUCAGAGGAGCUGAUGCGCCAUCACCGGACACUCCGGCCUGGAUGGUUGAUCUGAUGCGUAGUGUGACCGUGCCGUUGCCAUUCACUGGACACGCGUUGGACAACCUCGUGAAGAACUUCACCAUGUCUGAUACACACUUCUCUCUUCCAGACCCCUUUGCGGAGCCGGACUCUCCAGACUCCCAGCCCACUGUCUCUGCCGUGGUUGAGGUCCUCAUUGCCCUGCCAGAGGAGAUGAACUUCCAGGUUGAUGUCCCGCAAGUUCGCGCUCUUUCAGAUGUCUAUUACAAAGAAGAGAAGCUCGGCGUAUUGGUCAUCGACAAAUGGCAAGACUCCAACUCUACCCUCGUCAACGACGAAGAUGGCUCAUCGGCACUCCUCGUGGAGUUCGCCAUAGAGGAUGCACCACUUAAAGUCACAAAUGACUCACUCUUGGCGGAAGUCAUCCAAGCAUUGCUGUUCGGCAGCAAAGAAGUUGUGCUGCGCGUCGCUGCCACCGUAGAUACAAAGGUCUCAACUGGCCUGGGUCGAUUUGCCGUGCACGGAAUUCCCGCGGAAGGGAAGGUUCCCGUGAAGACUUCCUUCGGCGACUUGGUCGGUCAGGUCAAUCCGCGCGUGGUAUCGUUGCAAUUAGGAGAUACUACUGCUUCUUCGAUGGUUGUAUCUGUGGAGGCUAAUUUCACCAAUCCAACAAAUUACUCUGCGACUGUUCCCUUUGCCGACUUUUUGAUACUCUUCAACGACACAGCUGUGGCACAUAUCACUUCUCGCGAUAUUACUGUUACGCCAGGGAAUAAUACAUGCGUGCCCAUUGAAUUUUCAUGGUGCCCGUUGAAAUUGAGUGGACCAGAUGGCGUUGAGGCUGGAAAAACCUUAAUAUCGUCCUACAUCUCUGGAUAUAACACGACAAUAACCAUGAAACCCCACAAAAACACCAUCCCAUCCCUCCCAAAUCUAGGCAGAGCCCUAUCAAACAUCUCAAUAUCCGUCCCAGUCCCAUCAAUAUCACCACCAGGCUCCCCAGGCAAUGACAACGAUGAAAGGCCGCACUUUAUCCAAGAGGCAACGUUCUACCUCUGGUCCUCAACGGCUGAUUUCACCCUUUUCUCUCCAUUGACAGAAACAAACAUUUUAAUAACUUCCAUCGACGCAACAGCCUUCUACGAGCAAAAAGAUCCAAUUGGUCGGAUCCAAAACCAGAACCCCUUCAAGGUCCCGCCGGGUCUAUCUCUGACGCCGCGCUUACCAGUUGAUCUUGAUAUCGGGGGUGUGGGAUAUGAUGCUUUGCGUAAAGCGCUUGGGCAGUCGCUAGAGAUGGAUGCUGUUGCUAAGGUCGGGGUGCAGAUUGGAGAGUACGAGGAUGUUGUUCUCUAUCGGGGAAAGGGAAUUGCUGCAAAAGUGAGAAUUUAG
Penicillium nucicola is the source of this 2577-nucleotide messenger RNA. RefSeq lists its product as uncharacterized. Gene Ontology annotation, cellular component: fungal-type vacuole membrane. The coding region runs from base 1 to 2577 and encodes 858 amino acids. The transcript has 5 exons. Lineage: Eukaryota; Fungi; Ascomycota; Eurotiomycetes; Eurotiales; Aspergillaceae. The record is from RefSeq and is a predicted model, not a curated record.